AUGUCACCUUCGCAUUUGCACACAGCCGGGCCAAAGCCAUCGCGCCCGUCGCUUGGCCAGAUUCUCUCUCUGCCGCCGCAAUGGCUGAAUAUGUACGAGGAGUUCAUCACAAAGAAUGCGGGCCAAGUGUCGCAGAUCGAGAGCGCGUUGCGCAGCUUGACGUACAUCAUCCCUGGCCGUUUUCGCGAUGCCGAGAUUGCGUCAGAAUCUAUACACUCAGGCGUCCAGCUGCUGUCGCUGUACCAUGACAACCUCCUGACGCGUGCCGUCUCCCGUCUGCCGGUGCCACCGAUCCCAUCGGCACAUGCCCGCUACACCCGGUUCUGGAGUUCAAAGAGCAAAAUCUAUCGGAGGGUUGCCAUGCUUUUACAAAUGGUCAUAUACACUGAGCUGCUCUGCGAGAUGGCGGCGAAGCGGCGCGGGGGCGAGCGGAGACGAUGGAACGUGAUCGUUCUUCUAGAAGCUAUCAAGGCCAUCUGCCGCCUGCUGCUGCUACGGAUCACGCGGUCGCGGCCGCUGGUGACCCCUGUACUCCCUGAGCGAGAGCCUAUCCCUCAGGAUCUGAUGGAGGAUGAGGAGUAUGAGGAGGAGGCCUCGAAGAGCGAAAGUGAGCUGAUGGAUCAGCUGUCCCUCAACGGCAAAUCUCACCUAUUGAAGCCGGCGCACGAGAGGGAGUGGGCGAUGCCCCGAACCGGCCUUAGCAUGCCCUCCCUACCAAACUCAAGUGAUAUCAGCUCUUACCUGAUGGGGCGAGUCCUGACAGCGGAGGACAUCAAGCCGGCGAGCAAGCUUCUCAACCAGCUGCAGGGAAGCAGCCAGGCCGCCGAGUACCUGUACAUCUUGGCCCCCCUAGUCUACGCGUCGGUUCUGGCCCGCAGUAAGAACAAGCGGUCAUGGACACCCUGGCUGGUCGGACUGGCUGUUGAGUGUGCGGCACGACAGCUGCGUGACCGAAGCCUCCGGACAGCCUCCCUGGAGCGCGACGAAUGGAACAAGAGAGGCUGGGGCAUGGCUUGGUGGCUGAUGCGCGGCGCCUUCUACGAGAACGUCACCAAGGGCGCUGUACAUGGUGUGACCAAGAGGAUGCCGGGCUUCAUUGCGGGCAUUCUCGAGGACUACGAGUACCUCUGGGAGAACUAUUACUUUAGCACGAGCGCUUAG
Messenger RNA from Clonostachys rhizophaga, 1161 nucleotides. NCBI's taxonomy places the organism in Eukaryota, Fungi, Ascomycota, Sordariomycetes, Hypocreales, Bionectriaceae. The record is from the annotation of a GenBank genome assembly.